AUGGCGACGACGGCUAUGAUCACUCCCAAAUCCCACUGCGACUACACCGUAGGUUGGAUUUGCGCGCUUCCAAAAGAACAAACAGCAGCGAUCUUAAUUCUCGAUGCAAGACAUCUGGACCUUCCCAAAGCUCAAACGGAUGCCAAUGCGUAUAUCUUGGGUUCUAUUGGUUGCCAUAACGUUGUAAUAACAUGUCUACCAAUGAAUUGCUAUGGUGCCAAUCAAACAGCGAGGGCCGCGGCGCAGAUGCUCAAUACUUUCUCCUCUGUUAAAAUUACUCUGAUGGUUGGAAUCGGUGCAGGAAUACCUACCAAGGUCAAACUCGGCGAUGUGGUAAUUAGCACAGAGUGGACGCAGUGGGAUUUUGGUAAAACAAAGAACGGCGUCUUUGAACAUGUCGGAAAAAGAUAUUUCCCGCCUGAAGAGCUGUCCUGCGCAAUGUCGAAGCUACAGGCCGAACACAACUUAGACGAAACAAAGAUACAACAGCAGCUUGACAAAUUGAGAUCCGAAAAUCAGAAGCUCUCGCCUAAAUAUACGUCAAUAGAAAAUUGCGGGAAUAGCAAAGGCCAUCCUUACCAAGGUGGUGAAAACGGUGCAUCCCAGAUCUCUAAGGGUUCCAAUAAUGCCCGGGUUCACUAUGGCUUGAUCACAUCCGGCAACCAAGUUGUUAAAGACGCCUCUCUUCGAGAUGAAAUUGAUUCACGCUUACAAAAUAAGGUUUUAUGUAUCGAAAUGGAGGCUGCAGGUUUGAUGAAAUUUCCCGCAGUUAUUGUGCGUGGAAUUUGCGAUUAUGCGGACGAAUCAAAAGAUGACGACUGGCAAGAGUAUGCUGCUACAGUUGCCGCAAUUUGUGGGAAAGAACUUCUGAACUGCGUGCACCCGAGUAGUAAUAUUGUAUACACGGGGUUUGUUAGUACUAGUGGACACCCUUAUCGGUUCUCCCACCAGCCUGGGGAACAAAAUCUUGGUUAUUUCGACUAUGACCUCGGACCAGCUUCAACCCGUAAAGAUAAUUUAACAAAGGAAGAAGAGCGGGAAAUAAUCAGCCAUCUCCUAGUAGAUGAUUUCAGCGCCAAACAAAAUUCUCUUUUCAAAAGAAGGCAAAAAGGGACCGGCCAGUGGUUCUUAAGUUCACCCGAAUACCAGACUUGGCUCAAAGAAAAAGGGAUUCUAUUCUGUCAAGGAAUACCUGGUGCGGGAAAAACGAUAAUGACAUCCAUAGUUAUAGACGACCUUACGGAACGAUACACAAACGACAUGUCUGUCGGUAUCGCAUAUGUCUAUUUUGGCUUUAAGGACACAGCUCAAUUAAGCCUGGAUCACCUCAUGCUCAGUCUCGUCAAGCAACUUGCCCUUCGUCAACCUUUGCUCCCAUCCUGUAUGAGGGAUGUUUUGGAAUGGAAAAAGCGCACUUUCCCGCUUAGUCAAGAUAUCGUAAAGUCUCUCUUUAAGGUUGUCGCGUUUCAUUCCAGAACUUUUAUACUUAUCGACGCCCUCGAUGAAUGUAGAAAUGACCUCACUGCGUUUCUGGAAGUGCUGUUUACCCUGCGCCAAGAUCAAGAUAUAAACAUCUUCGCUACUUCAAGGUGUAUACCGGAAAUUGAAGAUAGAUUUUCCGGUAUUAGCAUUCAGCUUGAGAUACGAGCGAUUGAGGAGGACGUAAGGAACUACCUAGAAAGACAGAUAUUGCAACGUGGAACAAGAGUUCUGAAGAACAAUAAAGUAAUCGUCCAAGAGAAGAUAUGGAGAGCAGCACAGGGGAUGUAA
This is a messenger RNA of Orbilia oligospora ATCC 24927, 1770 nucleotides long. RefSeq lists its product as uncharacterized. The record is from RefSeq and is a predicted model, not a curated record. Gene Ontology annotation, biological process: nucleoside metabolic process. NCBI's taxonomy places the organism in Eukaryota, Fungi, Ascomycota, Orbiliomycetes, Orbiliales, Orbiliaceae. Gene Ontology annotation, molecular function: catalytic activity. The transcript has a single exon. Bases 1 to 1770 code for a protein of 589 amino acids.